Molecule: messenger RNA, 764 nt
Organism: Trifolium pratense (red clover)
Lineage: Eukaryota; Viridiplantae; Streptophyta; Magnoliopsida; Fabales; Fabaceae
Product: MLP-like protein 28
Exons: 2
Coding region: 88-552 (154 amino acids)
Biological process (GO): defense response
Source: RefSeq, a predicted model, not a curated record
AAUUUUAUAGUCACAAAUUAAUCUUCUAUUUAAGGGAAUGUAUUACCACCUUAAUUAUGAGUAGAAACAAUAUUAGAGACCAUAGACAUGGCUUUAAUUGGGAAAGUGGAGACUGAAGUAGAGAUUCAAGCACCUGCUUCUAAGUUCUAUAAUUUUUAUAGAAAGCAACUUGAACAUCUUCCUAAUAUAUCCACACACAUACAUGGUGCUAGAGUGCAUGAAGGUGACUGGGAAACUGUUGGUUCUGUCAAACACUAUGAAUAUACAAUAGAUGGAAAAAAAAUAAGUGCUACCAUAAUAAUUGAGAGUAUUGAUGAUGACAAUAAGGUAAUCACAUAUAGCAUAAUUGAUAAGGAAGUGACUGGGGAUUACAAGAGUUUAAAGGGAAUAAUACAAGUGAUUGAUAAAGAACAUGGUGGUGGUGGGAUUGUAAAAUGGGCUUUUGAGUAUGAGAAGCUAAAGGAGGACAUUACAGGUGUAUCUCCAGAAUCAUACUUGGACCUUGCUGUAAAGGUAGCAAAAGAAAUUGAUGCUCAUCUUGUCAAGGAAUAGCAACAAAGAUGAAGAUAGUGUGAUUGACGAGUGCUAUAUAUUGUCUAUAAAAUAAACGUUUUUUUUUUUGCUUUCUAAUAAACGCUUUGUUGUAAUAGAUAAAUGCAACCGAAUGAAAUGUUUCGUGUGUAUAAGUAAAUGGCUAAUGAAUGCUUGUAAAAUGUUUGAUUUAAAUAAAAAUAUUAAUGCGUUGUUUAUAAUGAUUUUUGGUU